GCUGUCUGACAGUCCAGUGGAAGCAACCGCGUCUGGGUGGACCUCGCGCAUAACGCUGCGAGUGAGUGCGGGAAAUUCAAAUUGUUCCUUUUUUAAAAUUCAAUAUUGUCAAUUUAUUGAUGAUUUCUUAAUUUUUUUUUCUUGCGUACAGAUAGACUGUGUAUGCCAUCUUGUGGUGUCAGUUUUGUGAGUUGCGGAUUUCUAGGUGAUAUUUCGGGCAUGCUGUAAGAUGGGGAUAUCGAGCUUAAGAUCGUUGCUUUUGGCAGCCAUCGUUUUAAGUAAUUGUAUCACGUGGACCGCCUCCAGACAUCACUACACGCACAAUGUAAAUGGACACCGCAGCAGACAUAGAAGGCAAGGAGCCGGUCUCUUUUUAUCAGCUUCAUACAUAAUACCUGGUGGAGAGGGGCGUGGGGCUUGGGGAGAGUGGAGUGAAGUAUCCCCAUGCUCUCGGACAUGCGGCGGAGGUGUUGCCAGCCAGAAAAGAAUAUGUCUCGAAAUAGCGUCAGAUGGUCGACCACAGUGCACGGGGGGCGACACGAAGUACUUUUCGUGUCAAACACAAGAUUGCCCAGAAGGCUCCAAAGAUUUCAGAGCUGAACAGUGCGCUGAAUAUGAUGACAAGAGCUUCAGGGACCAGAAAUAUCACUGGGUGCCGUACACGAAAGGACCAAACCCGUGCGAGCUUAACUGUAUGCCUCGCGGGGAACGUUUUUACUAUCGCCAAAAGACUAAAGUGAUCGACGGUACGCGAUGUAGCGACGAGUCCUUCGAUGUGUGUGUAGAUGGUGUUUGUCAGCCCGUCGGUUGUGAUAUGAUGUUAGGCUCAAACGCGCGCGAAGACAAAUGCCGGCAAUGUCGUGGAAAUGGCACUAACUGUCACACUACCAGCGGCAUACUGGACUCUCAAGACUUUAGGAAAGGUUAUAACGACAUACUCCUGAUACCCCAAGGAGCUACGAAUAUAUUUAUAGAGGAGAGGAAGGCAUCGAAUAAUUAUUUAGCGCUAAGAGCGAAAUACGACAACGUAUAUUAUCUGAACGGCGAAUACCACAUCGACUUUCCUCGAAGCUUAAUGAUCGCGGGUGCGCUGUGGCAUUACGAGCGCAGCCAGCAAGGUUUCGCCGCUCCGGACAAGUUGCGAUGUCUCGGACCCACCAACGAACCCCUUUAUCUUUCGCUCCUAUUGCAAGAUCAAAACGUGGGCAUUAGUUAUGAAUACAGCGUACCUUCUGCUCUAGCGCCACCUCCAAACCAGCAGUAUAAUUGGGUUCAUGAAGAGUUUUCUGCAUGCAGUGCAUCUUGUGGUGGAGGUUAUCAAACUCGCCAAGUCACAUGCCGAUCACGCGAAGAACUAGAAGUAGUUAAUGACACUCUUUGUGAUGAAGGCCUAAAACCCCCAACUAACCAGAGCUGUAAUACCGAAUCCUGCCCUGCACGAUGGGUGGAGGGUCCUUGGAGUCCAUGCUCUAAACCUUGCGGAGAUGGAGGCACUAGAUCGCGACAAGUUCACUGCGAGAAAAUCAUCACAAAUGGGUUCCCAUCGAUAGUAUCGGAUAAAGAGUGCUUUGACCUUCUAGGACCUAAACCAGAACUUUACCAGGAAUGUAAUAAAAACGCUACAUGCCCUACUUGGUUUACCGGACCCUGGAAACCUUGUAACAAACUUUGCGGAGAGGGCAAACAGACACGUCAAGUAGUUUGCCACCAAAAAAUGAACGGGCGAGUGGAAGUAUACGACGACAGUGUCUGUACGGAAGAAAAACCAAUCGUAGAACAGACAUGUAUAUUGCAUCCUUGCGACGGCGUUGAUUGGGUUCUCACUGAAUGGACUGGUUGUGAUACAUGUUUGUCAACGAUGCGCACUCGUUCUGCACACUGCGCUACCAAGGACCACAAGGUGGUAGACGCAAAGCUUUGUGCAUACCACACGCCGCCAACUCUCGAGGAGAGCUGUGACCGUACCGAAUUGCCAGCCUGUCAAACGUUGUGGUACGCAACGCAGUGGAGCGAGUGUUCAGCAAAAUGCGGAAAAGGGAACCAAACUCGUCGAGUUUUCUGUGGAUUAUUUGAUGGAGUCGCAGUGACAAAAGUGGACGACGACCGCUGUGAAUCAAGCUCAAAGUACAGAGAUACUAAAGAAUGCGAAGUGCCAAAGGAAAAAUGUCCUGCCAAAUGGUUUGCUGGACCCUGGUCUGAGUGUACCAAAAAAUGUGAUGGAGGGGAACAAUACCGUCGCGUAAUGUGCCUGAGUGGAGGACGCGAAGUUAUGGAGUGUAGCGAAGUCGAAGUGCUCGACUCCAGUCAAUCCUGUAACACAAAUCCUUGUGGCAUAGAUGAAAUGUUGCCACUUGAUUCAAAAUCAACUCCAAUAAUGGACGAUUAUGAAUAUGAAGAUUGCAUUGAGGAAGAGGAAGAAUAUCCCGAGGAAAACGCUGAAGCUAUCGAAACUAGCUCUGAAGAUAUUGGUAUAUCAUUGGUUCCUGACUUCGGACGAGAUAAAGUUACUGAAGGAUCCGGUUAUACGUCCCCCAGUGAAUAUGAUACAUACUAUGGAUCCGGCUCAGGAGAGACUGAGGAUGAUGAUAGUACUACAGAAUCAGAAACAGGAAGUACAGAUGUAACGGAAACAUUCACCGAAAGUACGAUUAUAUUAAGCACAAGUUCAUCUGAGUCUACUCCUGUAGAUGAAUCAACAAUAAAAGAUGAUACAUCAGAAAGUACCACAAGUACAGAAAAAAUUAUCGAAGAUGAAACAGAUACAAGUAUGACUGAAGAAGCAGUAAUAACAACAGACUCCGCAGAGUCGACCACGCUGAGCGAUUCGGACUUAACGACAGUCAGUUCAUAUUCAACAGAAUCUAGCGAUAUCACAAUAACAACUGAAGCAGGAUCUACUGAAGUUACAGGCACUGAAUCAAAAGAAGCUACUGAGAUUGAUUCAAUAGAAACUACAGUUUCUACAGAAACUACUGAUAUUAGUUCGGUUUCAACGGUUGAUAUUUCUACCACAACUAAAGAUAUUGAUUCAACUGAAACGACUGAAAAGGAUUCUACGGAAACUACAACUUUCGACUCGACAGUAACAUCUACUGAAGGUACUGAAACAUCUGACACUACAGAAAGUGAAUCGACAAUGUCUACCGAAUCUACAGUUACGGACUUGACAAAAGAAACGGAAUCUGAUUCUACAGAUAUUUCCGUUACCGAUACUACAAUAGAAAAGGAGACCGGGUCUACUGAAACAACAACUUCUGAUUUAACAGAUACAACAGAAGCUAGUUCUACGUCAGUUAUAGAUUUAACAAUAACGACAGACAGAGAGACCGAAACUUCGGAUACGGUAUCUACGGAUGUAACCGAAGAAGAAAUAAGCACAACAGACAGUAGUACUACUAUAAUCAGUGAGACCUCAAGUUCUGACAUAGAAAUUACUUCGACUGAAGGAACCACUAGUGAUACUGGCAUCAGUACAACCGAGGAAAAAUCAACAAUAACUACAGAAGCCGAAAGUAGUACUUCUUCGACCGAUAAAGAAUUAAGUGAAUCUACAACUAGCUUUGAUACUGUUUCAACAAUAAGUUCAACAUUGGAGACAACUGAAGUAAGCACUACAGAGGGUACUGAAUCAAGUACAGAGGGUACUGAAUCAGCUACAGAGGGUACUGAAUCAAGUACAGAGGGUACUGAAUCAAGUACAGAGGGUACUGAAUCAAGUACAGAGGGUACUGAUUCAAGUACAGAGGGUACUGAAUCAAAUACAGAGGGUACUGAAUCAAAUACAGAGGGUACUGAAUCAAGUACAGAAAAUGCGGCAACCACUGAAUCAUCCGUAACAGAGUUUACCGACGAAAGUACUACACAAGCACCUGAUUUAAGUACUACUGUGGAAUCGACAGGAACUACUGAAUCUGUUAGUAGUAGUGAGAGUUCCACCGUCGAAGAGAGCACGGGAAGUACUACAGUUGGUAGUUCAACGUCCCUGGAAGACAUGUCAACAACAGAACAAUCGACAUCAUGGACUUGGACGACCGUUGUUGUCAGCUCACCUAACAAAGAACGCUGCAAAGCCAAAAAGAAGAAAGCUAAGUGUAUUCGAAGCAAGUUUGGUUGCUGCCCUGACAAAAGAACGCCUGCUGCUGGGCCAUUCGAUGAAGGUUGUCCGAACCCGGAGACCUGCAAGGAUUCCAAAUUUGGUUGCUGUCCCGACGGAGUGUCGCCUGCAGCCGGUCUUCGCGCAGCCGGCUGUCCAGUCACUCCAUGUAAUGAAACUUUAUAUGGAUGUUGUAAAUCGGACAACAUUACAGCAGCCGAAGGUAACGAUCAACAAGGAUGUCCGGCACCACUGCCACCCUGUCAUCAUUCGAAAUAUGGUUGUUGCAAAGAUGAAAAAACAGAGCCAAAGGGUCCACACAAACAAGGCUGUCCAGAAACAGUUGCAGAGACUGAAAAACCAGAUACUACAGAAUCCGAAGGAGGAUGUGCUGGCUCGGAAUUCGGAUGUUGUUAUGACAACGAGACGGAUGCUUCGGGACCAAAUGGAGAAGGUUGUCCGUGCAGUAUUUCUGAAUUCGGUUGCUGUCCUGAUGGUGUUUCAACAGCUCGAGGCAUCAAUUUGGAAGGUUGCGUAAUGUCUUGCAAUACCUCAGCUUACGGCUGCUGCCCCGACGGGGAGACCCCGGCGCAUGGAUUAGAAUAUGAGGGUUGCUGCUUGCAGUACGCGUUCGGGUGUUGUCCUGAUAAUUACAAGCCGGCUGAGGGCCCACAUUUGGAAGGAUGUGGCUGCGAAUAUGCCCAUUAUGGAUGCUGCCCGGACAAUAUUACCGUCGCACGAGGACCGAAUGGUGAAGGCUGUGGUUGUCAGUACUCUCAAUAUAGAUGCUGUCCAGAUGGACACACAGAAGCCAAGGGUCCCGAAUUCGACGGGUGUGGCUGCCACACAUACCAAUUUGGUUGCUGUGAUGAUGGUGUCACGGUCGUCACCGGCCCGAACCAACAAGGUUGUUUAUGUCGUGAGUCCAAGUACGGAUGUUGCGGAGACGAGAUUACAGCCGCUAGAGGUCCCAAUAUGGAUGGUUGCGACUGUUCCAACAGCAAAUAUGGUUGUUGCCCUGAUGGAAUCACUGAGGCGAAGGGCAAGAACUUCUUAAACUGCACUGACGUUCCCCAUAACCGACAAGCCGCAUGUGCAUUUGCAAGCGACCGAGGUUCUUGCCGAAACUUCUCCGUGUAUUGGUACUACGAUAUGACAUACGGAGGCUGUUCUCGGUUUUGGUACGGCGGCUGUGAGGGCAAUGAAAACAGAUUCGUUAACAAUGAUGAGUGCGAAGACAUUUGUGUGCGACCAAAGCCAAAGGAAGCCUGCAAUCUACCGAAAGUGAAGGGGGCAUGCUCCGGUUACCACGUCCGCUGGUACUAUGACUCUGCUCGCGAACAAUGCUCUCAGUUUGUUUACGGUGGCUGUCUCGGAAAUGCCAACAAUUUCGACUCCCAGGAACUCUGUCAACAACGCUGCGAACCACAGAGGAGUAAAGACCAAUGCAAUCUUGAAAUCGAACGCGGCCCAUGUGCCGGCAACUUCCAACGCUGGGGCUUCAACAGCGAACGGCGACGAUGCGAGCAGUUUGUGUGGGGUGGUUGCGGCGGUAAUGACAACCGCUUCAGCUCCGAGGCCGCCUGCUUGUUACGCUGCGACCCGCCCGGCGCGCCACAGCAGGCAUGUUCGCUACCAAAAGAGGCAGGCAAUUGCACUGAGAAGCAUCCCGCCUGGUCAUUUAGUGCCACCGAAAACCGCUGCCUACCCUUCUAUUAUUCUGGCUGCGGUGGAAAUGAUAAUCGUUUCAACGACGAGCGGUCUUGUAUUGAUGCUUGUCCAAGUGCUUACGAAAAAGAAACAUGUACACUGCCGGCUUUGACCGGCGACUGUGCCGACUAUACACAGAGAUGGUUUUACGACACUAAAAACAGAAGAUGUCGUCAGUUCUACUACGGUGGAUGCGGAGGUAAUGAAAACAACUUCAAUUCAGAACGUGAGUGUGAGGACAAUUGCAUGGAACAAGUGGUCAUUACAACCCUUCGUCCACCAAGACCAACAACAUCACAACCUUCACCGUAUGAACACGAAAGACCAGACUUCUGUUACUUUGAAAUCGAUUCGGGGCCGUGCACGCAACCGCAGACGCGCUGGGCAUUCGACACGGCGACCGGCACGUGUAGGCAAUUCCAGUACGGUGGCUGCGAAGGCAAUCGCAACAACUUCCCCGACGAGAAUUACUGCAUCUCCUAUUGUGUGCCCGCACCCGCACCCGCCACCACCACAACACUUCAGCCCAUCCUCGACAACCGCUAUGGCCCCGAGAACAUACAGGAUGUCUGCCAGCAACCAAUGUUGGCGGGUCCGUGCGACCAGUCACUAAUGCAAUGGUUCUACGAUGCAGCAAGCGAUGCCUGUAGCCAGUUUACUUACGGCGGUUGUGAAGGCAAUGCUAAUCGAUUCAACACACAAGAGGAAUGCGAGCGGCGAUGCAGAUCAGGGCCACCUAAAUCUCAAGUUCUCCCGAAGACUACUUCUUCGACUACAACCAUAGCUCCGGAGUACAUUCCAACCGAAUGCCAAGUGUCCCCAACGCUUGAGGAGUGCAGAAGCGAGGGAUUGGUUUGGUUCCUGGACCUAGGAAAACGAGCCUGUGUGGCGCAUGACAACCAGGGCUCGGGUGCAAAAUGCAGACACACUGGGGUCUUCGGUUCAGAAGAGGCCUGCGAGCGAUCUUGUGGAGCUUUUAGAGAUCUCGAUGUAUGUCGGUACCAAGUGGACCCUGGACCAUGCCGCGCGGCCAUCGCCAAGGUGUACUACGACAACACGGCAGGACGCUGCGAGGAGUUCACGUACGGUGGCUGUCACGGUGGUCCGAAUCGCUUCUCCACCAUAGCAGAAUGUGAACAAGUUUGCAGACCUAACAUAGAUCCCUGUAGGCAGCAUCCAGAGCCUGGCAACUGUUUGGCGAAUCUAUACAUGUGGUACUACGAUUCAGCGCGCGAUGAGUGUGGACAGUUUAUUUAUGGCGGCUGCAAUGGAAACGACAAUAGGUUCGAAACUCGAGAAGAAUGCGAAGGCCGUUGCAAAACGAGUUCAACGACCACAGUCGCUUCUGUCCGUGCAACUACAACUCCGACGAUUUCCAACAUUGUACCUACCACACUGUCUGCGGACUUGGAAUGUGCAACUCCCCAUUCAUUGGAAGCUUGCGGCGAAAACAUUACAAUUUAUUACUACGACACGAAGACUCAAGCAUGUUUAGCAGGGGACUUCGGUGCUUGUCGGUACCCGAACAGUUAUCGUACGGAGGAGGAAUGUGAAAGGAGGUGCGGUGCAUUCAGAGGCCUCGACGUAUGUGGUUCACCUCUCGAUCCUGGACCAUGUAUAUCCGCAAUCACCAAAGUCUACUGGAACUCCGUAUCGGGCCGGUGCCUGAACUAUGCAUACGGUGGCUGCCUCGGCGGACCCAAUCGCUUCUCCACCGUAGAUGAGUGUGAAGAAGUCUGCGGAGGCACGGGACCAGAGCCGGCGUGUCUGCGGGCGGUAUCGUCGGGCGAGGCGGGCUGCGGCCUGUCCUCGCGCCGCUGGUACUACAGCGCCGCCAGCGGGGACUGCCUGGCCUUCGUGUACGCGGGCUGCGGCGGCAACGACAACAACUUCCUCUCGUACGAAGAGUGUGCGCUCCUCUGCAAGAGGACGCCCGCCGUGGUCGAGCCCAACGAGUCUGUCGACAGUCAUGAGACCGAUGUGGGCGGCAAUGAGGUUCUGCCAGAUUGUGACCGCUACAACGAAGAAUGCUCGACACUGCGCUGCGAAUACGGCGUACAGCGCACGCGCACGUCUGGAGGUUGCGAGCGCUGCUCGUGCGUGCCCGUCGAUGUUAACUGCGAGCUAUUACGCCACGAAUGCGAGAGCCUACGUUGCACCUACGGUAUACACCGAUCUACCGGUCCCGACGGUUGCGAGAGAUGUAUAUGCAUCGACCACCCAUGCGCAAACAAGAACUGUCCUGCGGGUGAGCGCUGCGUAGCGACAGCUUACAGAGAUCCAAUCACACAGGACGCUCGUUAUGCGGCCGAAUGCAGGAUCGCGAAUAAAACUGGUUCCUGUCCACCGGAAAGUGUCAUACCUGCGGUGGCAGAUGGACAGUGCAGACGAGAAUGUAACGACGAUGCGGACUGCCUAGGCAUUGGCAAGUGCUGCUCGAGUGGCUGCAGCCAACUCUGCCUCGAGCCACUCUCUGCCACCAGCCCCGCGCCUCGCCAUACCACACGUGCCCCCGAAUUACCGCAAGCACCGAGUGCCAACGUUGAAGAAACGCAACCUGAGCUGGUGGCAAGCGAGGGCGACAAGGCAACGCUUCGCUGCUUGUUCCACGGCAACCCUCCACCCAAGAUCACCUGGCGUAGAGGAGCUGUCACGAUCGAGAGUGACAUGGGUCGGUACAGGCUGCUGUCCGACGGAGCGUUGGAGAUAGUGUCGUUGUAUCGCAACGACUCGGGCGUGUACAUUUGCGUGGCGGACAACGGAAUCGGAAGCGCCACGCAAGAAAUACGCCUCGAGGUUGCCGAUCCGGUGGAAAGGCCAGCGGCAAUAGCGGGUACACCCGACGCCACGGUCGCCGGAGAGCUCGGCCGACCGCUGAGCGUGCGCUGUCUCGCCUACGGACAUCCUGCACCUGCUAUCUACUGGUACCGAGGUCGAAACGGUCCCAUGGUGCCCUAUAGUAGUCCGCUCUACGAGGCCCGAGGCUAUGUGCUCCUGAUCCGAAAGCUAACUGUCGAGACUCUCGGCGAGUACGUCUGCCAGGCAUACAAUGGAAUUGGCAAACCAGCGGACUGGGCUUUUGUGGUUCAUGCGUACCAACCCGAAGGUUCCGGAGAUCAUCCGUACUUGAUACCGCGGGAAGAUGACGUGGUGGUAGUGACGCCUCGUGAGCCGCAACUUGCAACGACUACACCGACAGUGCCUGAUAUAGAAAUACCUGUGUUUACCGUGCCCGUGAACACUCGACUGACUGCGGAGCGCUCACGUGUGCCUGUGGGUGCGGAGAUCAACCUACCGUGUGACGUAGAUGGCUACCCCUUACCAACCGUUCGCUGGACCAAGGACGGCAUGACGAUCGUCUCUAGCGAUCGCGUCAUUCUAACUGAUGCGCGACUGACAGUGCUUCACGCGAAUACGAACGAUAGCGGCGUAUACGGAUGUCAUGCUUCUAACGAUUACAGCUCGCACUAUUCUACAGUCUCCAUUACCGUUGAAGGAUUGUACAUCCCGCCGAACUGCAAGGAUAACCCAUACUUCGCCACGUGUCAUCUUAUUGUCCGGAGCAAAUUCUGCCACCACAAAUAUUAUUCUGGUUUUUGCUGCAAGUCGUGUGUGGAGGCAGGUCAACUUGACCCGAGCGAGCUCAGCAUGCAGGCGGACUCCUGGACUUGGAAGAAGUAGUUACCUACACGCCUCGUUAGAACUAUUAAUUUAGCAUUAAAAAUAGAUAGUCGAAAUAAUCAUUCUACUACAUAAAACUACUUGUAAAAUUAUUUAGCUGAGAAAAAUUAAGCUGAAUUAAAAAGAAAAAUGAUAGAUAUUUUUUUCUCAAAUUAUUUUUAUAUGAAUUGUUUCAGUUUAAAAUGUCUUUAUAAUUUUAGAUAAACAAUACUUUUUCGUUGGGAUAAGAAAAAUAUUCGGUGGUGCCAUAUUAAAAAAAUCUAAAUUUCAAACAUAGAGUUUUAAAUAAAACUUUAUAAAAAAUACCAAUAGAUUAAAUAGGUACUAUAGUUUGUAGAUAGAAUGAUAUCUGUGUAAAUAAAUAUUGUAAUGUCACAAUUAGUUAAUUCCAUCUGUGAUGGAAAUACAAAUAUUUUAAGAUUAACGAUUACCAUUAUCGUUAAGAGGCUUAACAUCGCAAUUACUUAGUUUUCUCAUAGAUUAUACUAAAUUGAUAUAAAAAAAUGUUUUUUUUUUUCUUACACCGGUAACUAUUUCCUUCGAUAUAAGUAAAAUAAACUAAUAAUUUUGCUGAGAAAUGUAAUAACUUACGUUACCAAUGUCUCUUUAUUGUUUUUGUAUAAUUUAUGACAAAUAAUAAAACGAAUCAGAUACAUCAAGUCUGGAAAAUAAAUAAUUAUUUAUUUCAGAAUAUAAUAAUAAAUAUAAUAUAAAAUAGUAACGUAAUUUUUACGAAUACUUUUGAGUCAUAAUAAUUUGUGUACGUGAAUUUUUAUAUCAACAAAUGUAAAUAUAUUUACAAUAAAAGUAUACAAGU
Vanessa tameamea is the source of this 10301-nucleotide messenger RNA. It is a transcript of the gene Ppn, whose product is annotated as papilin. Gene Ontology annotation, molecular function: transforming growth factor beta binding; serine-type endopeptidase inhibitor activity; receptor antagonist activity. The record is from RefSeq and is a predicted model, not a curated record. Gene Ontology annotation, cellular component: extracellular matrix; extracellular region. Bases 230 to 9484 code for a protein of 3084 amino acids. Gene Ontology annotation, biological process: proteolysis; transforming growth factor beta receptor signaling pathway; extracellular matrix organization. Lineage: Eukaryota; Metazoa; Arthropoda; Insecta; Lepidoptera; Nymphalidae. The transcript has 55 exons.